Molecule: messenger RNA, 945 nt
Organism: Cynocephalus volans (Philippine flying lemur)
Lineage: Eukaryota; Metazoa; Chordata; Mammalia; Dermoptera; Cynocephalidae
Product: olfactory receptor 1E2-like
Exons: 1
Coding region: 1-945 (314 amino acids)
Biological process (GO): G protein-coupled receptor signaling pathway
Cellular component (GO): plasma membrane
Molecular function (GO): G protein-coupled receptor activity; olfactory receptor activity
Source: RefSeq, a predicted model, not a curated record
AUGACAGGAAGGAACCAAACUAUAAUCUCAGAAUUCCUCAUUUUGGGCCUGCCCAUCCAGCCAGAGCAAAAAAACAUGUUCUAUGCCCUGUUGCUGACCAUGUAUCUCACCACCAUCCUGGGGAACCUUCUUAUCAUUGUCCUCAUUCGACUGGACUCCCAUCUCCACACGCCCAUGUAUUUGUUUCUCAGCAACUUGUCCUUCUCUGACGUCUGCUUUUCCUCAGUCACAAUGCCCAAACUGCUGCAGAUCAUGCAGAGCCAAGUCCCAUCCAUCUCUUACGCAGCCUGCCUGACCCAAAUGUACUUCUUCCUGUUUUUUGCAGACCUGGAGAGCUUCCUCCUCGUGGCCAUGGCCUACGACCGCUAUGUGGCCAUCUGCUUCCCCCUGCACUACACCGCCAUCAUGAGCCCCAGUCUCUGUCUCUGCCUGGUGGUGCUGUCCUGGGUGCUGACCACGUUCCAUGCCUUGUUGCACACUCUGCUCACAGCCAGAUUGUCUUUUUGUGCAGACAACGUGAUCCCCCACUUUUUCUGUGAUAUGUCUGCUCUGCUGAAGCUGGCCUGCUCUGACACUCGAGUUAAUGAGUUGGUGAUAUUUAUCAUGGGAGGUCUCAUUCUCGUCAUCCCAUUCUUACUCAUCAUUGUGUCCUACGCACAAAUUGUCACCUCCAUCCUCAAGGUCCCUUCUGCUAGGGGUAUCCAUAAGGCCUUCUCCACCUGUGGCUCCCACCUCUCUGUGGUGUCCCUGUUCUAUGGGACGGUUAUAGGUCUCUACUUAUACCCAUCAGCUAACAAUUCUACUGUGAAGGAGACUGUCAUGGCUAUGAUGUACACUGUGGUGACCCCCAUGCUGAACCCCUUCAUCUACAGUCUGCGGAACAGAGACAUGAAGGGAGCUCUGGGAAGAGUCAUUUGUAAAAGGAAAAUCUCCUUCUGUCUAUGA